Messenger RNA from Monopterus albus (swamp eel), 5103 nucleotides. It is a transcript of the gene apbb1, whose product is annotated as amyloid beta (A4) precursor protein-binding, family B, member 1 (Fe65). The coding region runs from base 485 to 2245 and encodes 586 amino acids. Gene Ontology annotation, cellular component: nucleus; cytoplasm. Gene Ontology annotation, biological process: regulation of DNA-templated transcription. Gene Ontology annotation, molecular function: transcription factor binding; amyloid-beta binding. The record is from RefSeq and is a predicted model, not a curated record. The transcript has 15 exons. NCBI's taxonomy places the organism in Eukaryota, Metazoa, Chordata, Actinopteri, Synbranchiformes, Synbranchidae.
CCGUGACGUUAAUCCGUGACGCAGGCUCGUCCUCCAUCACCAGCCGAGUCCACUGACAGAAAACACCAUUUAGAAACGAGAAGAGCCCUCACGAUUUAUGGGAAUAUGUAGUUAGCGCGAACAGUUCAGCGCAUUUCGACAACACGGGGUUUGGUGGAGCUGAGCACUUACAUGGAAAGUUGCCAUGGGUGGCCGUGAUGAUGAAGAUAUGCCAUAUGUCGUGAAUAAACAAAAGCAGGACGAAGAGCUAAAGAACAAACUGAAUGAAAGCAGCCACUGGUCCGACCAGGACUCAACUGUCAACAAUGCUAAGUGGGCCAAAGAAGGCCAGAACCAGCUGCGGAAAGUAGCCGAGAACCACCAGGAUCAGGACCACAACUGAAAUGUCAGCCAGAAUGGGAACAAGGAAGACUUCCCUCAUCAGAACACCACUCAGGAAGAACAACAGGGAAACCAGGAGCAGACCAAGUCUCCCAAAAUCGUAAUGACCCCUCGUCUCAUUCAGGAAGAGUCCAAGAGCAUCCUUAAUGAGCCACUACUCAUCAACACUCUGGAGUCCACAGAGGAGAAAGAUAAAGAGAGAGAAGAGCAUGGCAAAGAGAAGGAAAAGAAAUCAGAGGAAGAAGAAGAUGCAUCAGGUGAUACCAGAGGAGAGAAAGUGGCACAGAGUAAUGAUGAGUCUCAGAGAGAGGGCAGCAUUGUUGGGCGAAAUGCCUGCCUCCUCUUCUCCAACAUGAACGGGACGCCAAGUGAUGAAGAGUCCAGCUGGCCUGCACCGUCUCAGGAUAACACGGCUGAUGGCUCUCCAAAUGGCAACAGAGGGUCGUUCUGGGACUCCAGUGCUUUUGAGACAGACACUGACCUGCCUUCAGGGUGGAUGAGGGUUGGAGAUAUGUCAGGCACAUACUACUGGCACAUCCCCACAGGCACCACCCAGUGGGACCCUCCUUCGCCCCUGGAUAAAGUUGGUGACUCCAUGAUGUCCUCCACUAUGUCCCUGGAGACUACACCCUGUGAGGAACCUGAGGAAUCCUGGACUCACCUUUCCAGCACAGAUGAAGGAGCUGGUGAAGGGGAACUGUGGAAGGAGGAAGGAGAGGUUGCAUCUGAUCAAAGUCUGAAGGAGUUUGAAGGCGCAACUUUACGCUAUGCAUCUAUCAAUCUGAACUACAAUUGCUCCCAGUCUGAGGAGGAAGAGAAGCUUGCUCCACUCUGCACAGAUUUAGAAACUAAGUGUUUUGCUGUGCGUUCCCUGGGCUGGGUAGAGAUGUCUGAGGAGGACAUGGCACCUAGCAAGAGCAGUGUUGCUGUCAACAACUGCAUCAGGCAGCUCUCUUACCACAAACACAACAUUCAUGACACGGCUGGUAUCUGGGGAGAGGGUAAGGACAUGCUGAUGAUUUUGGAGAACGACACCAUGAACUUGAUUGACCCUCUGGGCCAGACUCUGCUUCACGCUCAGCCAAUUGGCAGUAUCCGUGUUUGGGGUGUAGGCAGAGACAAUGGCAGGGAAAGGGAUUUUGCUUAUGUGGCUCGAGACAACUUGACCCAAGUUUUGAAGUGUCAUGUUUUCCGUUGUGACUCGCCUGCUAAGAAUAUCGCCACCAGCUUACAUGAGAUGUGUUCAAAGAUAAUGAUGGAGAGAAAGGCAACCAAGCCAGGAGGGAGCAGAUUCAACUCUGACUCAAAUAAGCCUGUGGUCAUCCCUGUUGAAGAGUUUCCUGCUCCCAAAAAUGAACUCUUCCAGCGCUUCCAUGUUUAUUACCUUGGUUGUGAGCCUGUGGCUAAGCCAGUUGGUAUGGAUAUAAUCAAUGACGCGCUAGAGGCUGCAAUGAGUGGCAAAGAUAAAAAUGACUGGACUCCUGUCUCUGUGAAUGUCGCACCAGCCACUCUCUCAAUACUUUCAAGACAGAGUGAGGAGGUGCUGUCAGAGUGCAGGGUACGUUUCCUUUCUUUCAUGGGUGUGGGGAAGGACAUCCACACCUUUGCUUUCAUCAUGGCGGAGGGUCCUCGAGAUUUCACCUGUCAUAUGUUUUGGUGUGAGCCCAACGCUGCCAGUCUGAGUGAGGCCGUACAGGCUGCCUGCAUGCUUCGCUACCAGAAAUGUCUGGAUGCCCGUCCGCCCAGCCUAGCCUCCUGCCUGCCCACUCCUCCUGCUGACUCUGUGGCUCGACGGGUCAAGAAGGGGAUGCAGAGUCUGCUGGGCAGCUUUAAGGGCUACAAGUCAGGCUCCCAGUCUCCUUGAGCUGGAGCAAAACAGAUCCACAGUCUGUCACAACAGGUCCUUCUCACUCUCGCAUCUCCUCCUUCUUUCAUCCUUCUGCCACAGUUUCGCCUUAUGACCGUUUCACUUGUCUGGUCACUAGUGUCGUGUGGAGUAGUUUGUGGGGAAAAUGUGUAUCUGAAAAGAUUCCAUUUAUUUCUUUUUACUUUAUAGAACAGUUUGAAACUCUUCUCCAAACAAAGGAACCCCUGCCUUCAUGCUGGGAUUUUUCUGAAUCUUAGCUAUUUUUGUCUUUUAACAGAAACAUUGCUUUGAAUGUUGAAGAUGGAUGUAAUGUGUUUUACAUGGAGAUGCUAGACUUGGCUUGAAAAAGCUGUUGCUAGAUGCUCUCACAGAAACGAUCUCUUUCUCUCCUCAACGCAGUGGUCAUCUCUAACACUCCUUUUGCACUAUCUGAAGAAAUGCAGUAAUGCAGUCAUCAGAUGGUGUCACGCAUCCUGUUAUUGGUUUUAUAAAACAUCACUCUUCCACCAUAGGUUGUAAUAGGCGCUGUAGAAGUCGCAGUAGUGUGCCACGUAGUUAUAUGCCUCUGACCCUCCCAAAUAUUGUCAUUUAGUCUUCCAAAGAACUGUACGGUCAUCUGUCACAUAGUGAGCAACCACUGAUUUGAGUGUAGUGUGUUUCUCAUUCAUUCUGCAUGAACAUUUGCAAGUUCAGUGCUAGUGUGCAAUAAUCAGAUGUUCCUGUAUGGUGUAGUGAUGAGAUGGCUGCCAUGUGAUUAUUUGUUCACUUUAAUGCGAGUCUGAAUAGAUUGGGUGUGAGGCCAAUGGAACAACAGAGCCAUGUUAAAAAAAUCGUUAUCUUGUAACAGAAAUAAUAGUAAUAAGAGCUACGAACUCUGGGUUUUCACACAAUUGUUUACCACCAACAAACUACUGAAUUGUACUGUAGAAACUCACCACAAGCUGCAUGUUUUGAUAGCCUCGGGUUCUUGCUGCUUGCAGCGGUUUAGUGCUUAUGACCCAUCAGUAUAUCCUGUAAAUUCUUUCUGUGUUUCUGUACGGUAAAAGGAGGCUGGAGUUGAUGUGUUGUUUCGUGUUACAUAGGCGCAUGUCACUCUAAUUAAUGUCAGUGUUUAUCAUAAGCUAGCUGUAGGGAGUAGGCUUCUGUCAGUUCCUUCAGGCUGAACCCAUGAGAGCAGGUUAAUGUUUGUAUUUACGUAUAUGGGAAACCAAGAGAUCCUUUCUCCAGGGGUUUGCUGUUUUAUUUUUUUUCCCUUGGCCACAUUUAGGCUUUUAUGGCCCUUGACCACUCUAGUUAAUGCUUUUGUUUGUCUGUUUUGUUUUGUUUCCACACACUACAAUGUACACAAUUAGGAUGAUUUUAACAUUAGCUAGUUAAAUUUCCUUUUUAUAAAGAACACACUUAUUAGCGAAGUUGUAUUUUACCUUUGUGUGUCUGUCAGUAAUCAAUACUGUAUGUAGCACAAUAGUAAUAGUCAUUUCUAAUAUUAAAGAUGCAGUUUGUAAGCUUUUUAAAAAGAACAUUUAUUUCAUCACUGAUAAAAUUGGCCUUGGUAGGGCUUUUGUUUUGCCACAUUGUCUGAGACAUCGGUAGCUAGAUAGCAAACUCAGACUAACAGACCCCACUAUAUAGAGAUAAAACUGUCUAAAAUUAAAAACAUACUGUCACCUUAAGAUUUAGAAUGGUGUCAGAUCAAAUGUAUCACUCAGUUGAAUUGUCUUGUUUUACAAUGACAUAGCUGUGGUGGUACUGAACUGACAACCGUAACGUUAAUUUAACCACUCAUUAACAAUGUCCAUCAUACCAUCAUACCUAAACAGGCUCUACUGUAGUUGGUUUGUUAGUUGAACUUUAUUCAUUCAUUCAGGAAUUCUCAAUGAUAUCAAGAUCUCUUUUAAUAUGCCGUAUUAACGUUAUGGUUGUCCACUGGCCGCUGCGGCUGUGUACCACGCAAAAAGAACGGCUUAACAGUUACAUAGUUGGUAGAUGAAGUAGCGUUAGUCUUAUCUUCAUUAUGCCAUGACAAAGUGUGAGAUCCCUUAGAUAAUAUUUCAAGCUAAAUGUUGUCACUAUAUUAUCACAAACUGCCUGGAACUCUAAACAACUGCCAAUUUAAGCUAGCAGCAGCUACACUAAGGCACUAAAGCCAUGUCGUCUCUAACAUCACUGGCCUUGUAAUAAAAUGCUUUUUUGAUUUUUGAGUUUGAAGUUCUAAAACCCGUACACUUGACCCACCAGAUAGGGCAGUGCACGUUGUUGUCUGGACGUUCUGUGUGGUCACACAAGCCCCCUCUCACAUCGUACUCUCCACUAAGUGUGGUCUUAAUGGUUGUUUUGCCUGUGAGACCCCUAAAAACUCCCAGAAUGCAACACGUUGUUUACUCCUUGACAUCAUUGUGAAAUAGGGUGGUUACAAAUAUUCUGAACAGAAAUGGACAUGCAUAACAAAUGCAGCAUUAUUUAUACAAAAAAUACAUUUAUGACUAAUUUCUGAAUAGAUUAAAUUAUGCCCAUUAUAAUAUCAUGCUAAAAUUAACUUCAUGUUAAGUGCUUGAGUCUUUUUUUUUAUAUAUAUUUUUGAAGUUGUCAAACACUAAAGCUCUUACCAACUGCCUCUUUAUAUGAAAUAUAACACUAAUGAAAACUAGACUACACUGACUCAGUUCACUGCCUUGUCAUUCGUGUCACUUGGAAUUAUUGUGCUUUUCACCUUCAGAGUUUGCUGUGUCCAGUCAGCGGUUACACUAGAACCAGAUGAGUUAAAGAACAUUAGCAGAUUAAUUUAUCAUGUAAAUUAGGUGUAUAAAAUGUAUGUAUAUAAAGGUCAUUGCACAAUAAAUGUGAACAUAUCAUGA